Molecule: messenger RNA, 7047 nt
Organism: Oncorhynchus tshawytscha (Chinook salmon)
Lineage: Eukaryota; Metazoa; Chordata; Actinopteri; Salmoniformes; Salmonidae
Product: zinc finger SWIM domain-containing protein 6-like
Exons: 14
Coding region: 46-3450 (1134 amino acids)
Cellular component (GO): Cul2-RING ubiquitin ligase complex
Molecular function (GO): zinc ion binding
Source: RefSeq, a predicted model, not a curated record
AUAUGGUACGUUGACUUCCGCCGUCGAUGUUAAAGCAGUGCUAUCAUGGCGGAGCGCGUUCAGCAGCCCCCAGCCAAACGGCUCUGCUGUAGACCGGGUUAUAACACGAAUUGUAGACAGGGACAACGGGCCGGGGGUACGUUAUGUGGCGGUUCGGGUGCGGCCCAAGGCGGGUCGAGCAAAACCCAGACCCCGGAGUCUCUGUUGGACAUCUCGGCCCGGAAAGUGGCUGAGAAGUGGCCGUUUCAACGGGUAGAGGAGCGCUUCGAACGGAUCCCGGAGCCCGUACAGAGACGGAUCGUUUACUGGUCUUUCCCAAGGAGUGAACGGGAGAUCUGCAUGUAUUCUUCGUUCAGUACAGGGGGAGAGGAGAGUGGAACUAGCGGGGAAAAUAUUGAUGAGACGCGGCUGCCUUUCAGACGAGGCAUCGCUCUGUUGGAGAGCGGCUGUGUGGACAACGUAUUGCAAGUCGGGUUCCACCUCAGUGGAACGGUAACAGAACCGGCCACGCCGUCGGAACCCGAGCUCGUCUGCAGCGUGAGUGUCAGCUUCGACCGCUGCAAGAUAACCGCGGUCACGUGCAGCUGUGGCAAUAAGGACAUCUUCUACUGCGCGCAUGUGGUAGCGUUGGCCCUGUACCGCGUACGGAAGCCUGAGCAGGUCAAACUGCACCUGCCCAUCUCAGAGACACUGUUCCAGAUGAACAGAGACCAGCUGCAGAAAUUUGUUCAGUACCUGAUAACAGUACACCACACGGAGGUGCUGCCCACUGCUCAGAAACUAGCUGAUGAGAUUCUGUCAACAAACUCUGAGAUCAACCAGGUCCAUGGGGCCCCAGACCCCACGGCAGGGGCCAGUGUAGAUGAUGAGAACUGUUGGCACCUGGAUGAGGAGCAGGUCCAGGAGCAGGUGAAACUCUUUCUCUCACAGGGAGGAUACCACGGCUCUGGGAAACAACUCAACCUGCUGUUCAGCAAGGUGAGAGAGAUGUUGAAGAUGCGUGACUCCAACGGUGCCAGGAUGUUAACGCUGAUCACAGAACAGUUUAUGGGCGACCCUCGUCUGGCACUGUGGAGACAACAGGGAACCACCAUGACCGACAAAUACAGACAGCUGUGGGAUGAGCUAGGUACCCUGUGGAUGUGUAUUGUGCUGAACCCCCACUGUAAGUCGGAGCAGAAGUGUGUGUGGCUGAGACAGCUUAGACGGUGGAACAGCAUCGAUGUGUGUCCAUGGGAGGACGGAAACCAUGGCAACGAACUACCCAACCUCACACACGCACUACCGCACGGCAACCCAGACUUGUCGUCUCGUCCUCAUAGGACAGUGUUUACGAGGGCCAUUGAGGCCUGCGACCUGCACUGGCAGGACACACACCUGCAGCGCGUCAUCACACAUGACCUCUGCACACACACACACACACACUGUCCCCACGACAACCACGGCAGUGGAGGGGCACUGUUUGACGCCCGCGGAUGGCCCCUCUGGCACGAGCACGUCCCAACAGCGUGCGCGAGGGUUGACGCGCUGCGGUCACAUGGUUAUCCCAGGGAAGCCUUGCGAUUGGCCAUUGCUAUUGUCAACACACUCAAACGGCAGCAACAGAAACAACUACAGCUCCUCCGCAACCACAAAAAAGAGCUGCUCCAUAAAGGCAUGACGUCAGUCACUAACAUGGAGGGCUGGGUGGGCCACCCUUUGGACCCUAUUGGCACUCUGUUCAGCACCCUACUGGACACGGGACGGGGAGAUGAGGAGGGGGGCAACGCCUUCCUAGACUUCUCAGGCUCUGUGAGUUCAGCCAAAAGGUUGGAGCCCCACCUCUUCCCAGCACAACACUUCCUGGACGAUGGCCAAUCGUUCGUAACACUGGCUGUAGAGACGGCUCUGAUUGGCUUAGGGCAGCAGAGGGUGAUGCCUGACGGCCUAUACGCCCAGGAGAAGGUGUGUCGCAACGAAGAGCAGCUAUUGGCCAAGCUCCAGGAAGUGGAACUGAACGAUGCCCUGGUCAAGAUCUUCCGCAAGCAAGCAGUCUUCCUGCUAGAGGCUGGUCCAUACAGUGGUCUAGGAGAGUUGCUCUACAGAGAGAGUGUUCCCAUGCAUACUUUCGCCAAGUAUCUCUUCACCUCCCUACUACCUCACGACGCUGAACUGGCGUACAAAAUUGCACUGAGAGCCAUGAGGUUACCGGUCCUGGAAACCACGGCUCCAUCAGGUGAUCUAUCCAGACCUCACCAUAUAGUAUCUAUGGUCCCUAACCGCUACCCUCGCUGGUUCACUCUAUCUCACAUAGAGUCACAACAAUGUGAACUGGCCUCCACCAUGCUUACCGCAGCCAAAGGCGAUGGGCGUAAGUUAGAAACGGUGUUAGAGUCCAUCCAGAAGAACAUCCACUCCUCGUCUCACAUCUUCAAACUGGCUCAGGAUGCCUUCAAGAUCGCUACUCUGAUGGACAGCCUGCCAGACCUCACACUGCUUAAAGUCUCACUGGAGCUGGGCCUUCAGGUGAUGAGAAUGACUCUGUCCACGUUGAACUGGAGGAGGAGAGAGAUGGUACGGUGGCUGGUCACCUGUGCCACAGAAGUUGGUGUGUAUGCGUUGGACAGCAUCAUGCAGAGUUGGUUCACCCUGUUCACCCCGACCGAGGCCACCAGCAUCGUGGCCACCACCGUCAUGUCCAACACCACCAUCGUCCGGCUGCACCUGGACUGUCACCAGCAGGAGAACCUGGCCUCCUCCGCCCGAACACUGGCCCUGCAGUGUGCCAUGAAGGACCCCCAGAACUGUUCCCUCUCCGCCCUCACCCUCUGUGAGAAGGACCACAUCGCCUUCGAGACGGCCUACCAGAUCGUUCUGGACGCGGCCGUCACGGGGAUGAGCUACACACAGCUCUUUACAAUAGCCAGGUACAUGGAGCACAGAGGAUAUCCCAUGAGGGCUUACAAGCUGGCCACGCUAGCCAUGGCCCACCUUAACCUCAGCUACAACCAGGACACCCACCCGGCUAUCAAUGACGUGCUGUGGGCCUGUGCUCUGAGUCACUCUCUGGGGAAGAAUGAGCUGUCUGCUGUCAUUCCCCUGGUGGUGAAAAGUGUGAAGUGCGCCACUGUGCUGUCAGACAUUUUGAGACGGUGCACAUUGACCACGCCGGGCAUGGUGGCGCUGCACAGCCGCAGGAACUCUGGGAAGCUGAUGUCGCUGGACAAGGCUCCACUCAGGCAACUGCUGGACGCCACCAUCGGAGCCUACAUCAACACCACGCACUCUCGCCUCACGCACAUCAGCCCGCGCCACUACAGCGAGUUUAUAGAGUUUCUCAGUAAGGCCAGAGAGACGUUCCUCAUGGCUCAGGACGGACACAUCCAGUUUACCCAGUUCAUAGACAACCUUAAACAGAUCUACAAGGGCAAGAAGAAACUCAUGAUGCUCGUACGGGAGAGGUUCGGUUGACGAAGACUAAACUUAAAAACUAUUGUGAUUGGUCGAUGGAUGUAUGGAGAUUGAGAGCGAUCACGCCCCCUUUUACUUGAUUCUGCGUUUGUUUCCCUUUUAACUUAAAAAGUGACGGAAAAAGUGAAAGAAAAACCUGAAAACAACAAAAGGCCACAUCGGUAUUAAUGUGUAUAGACCCUAUUUAGUUCACAAGCAAACAAAAAAGAAAAUUGUCAUGUUGUGGAAGUGUGUGUGUGUGUGUGUGUGUGUGUGUGUGUGUGUGUGUGUGUGUGUGUGUGUGUGUGUGUGUGUGUGUGUGUGUGUGUGUGUGUGUGUGUGUGUGUGUGUGUGUGUGUGUGUGUGUGUGUCCUUUAUGUAUAAAGACAGUGUGAAAGAGUGUAAGAGAGAGAGAGAGAACUAAAGAGAAAAAUAAAAUCUUUUUACACUGAGUAUAUGUUGUCCAGUGGCGAGAUGUCCACAUAGCACUCCUGUCCCCCUCUGUUAAAUGCUCACAGCUCAGAGACAAUGAGACAAACAAGGCUUAAAACCAAACAGAGCAACUCCAUCAGACGUGACCAGUACCUCGUACGGACCCAGCUUUAUUCCCCCCUUAUCCUUAUCCCUUCCUCACCCCUCCUUCCCCCACUCAGUGUGGUCAGUGUGUGUUAACAGUUAAAUAACAACACAAACAGUUCACUAUCCAGUUCAGUCCACAAUUUCUUGUUUUAUUUCUCUUUAGUAAGAGAGAUCACCAACAUCAGGCUGACUGUGGCUUUAGUAACAGGGAUCACCAACUCCAGGCUGACUGUCUGCUGUGGCUUUAGUAACAGGGAUCACCAACUCCAGGCUGACUGUCUGCUGUGGCUUUAGUAACAGGGAUCACCAACUCCAGGCUGACUGUCUGCUGUGGCUUUAGUAAAAGAGAUCACCAACUCCAGGCUGACUGUCUGCUGUGGCUUUAGUAACAGGGAUCAUCAACUCCAGGCUGACUGUGGCUUUAGUAACAGGGAUCAUCAACUCCAGGCUAACUAUCUGUUGUGGCUUUAGUAACAGGGAUCACCAACUCCAGGCUGACUGUCUGCUGUGGCUUUAGUAAGAGAGAUCACCAACAUCAGGCUGGCUGUGGCUUUAGUAACAGGGAUCAUCAACUCCAGGCUGACUGUCUGCUGUGGCUUUAGUAACAGGGAUCACCAACUCCAGGCUGACUGUCUGCUGUGGCUUUAGUAACAGGGAUCAUCAACUCCAGGCUGGCUGUGGCUUUAGUAACAGGGAUCAUCAACUCCAGGCUAACUAUCUGUUGUGGCUUUAGUAACAGGGAUCACCAACUCCAGGCUGACUGUCUGCUGUGGCUUUAGUAACAGGGAUCACCAACUCCAGGCUGACUGUCUGCUGUGGCUUUAGUAACAGGGAUCAUCAACUCCAGGCUGACUGUCUGCUGUGGCUUUAGUAACAGGGAUCAUCAACUCCAGGCUGACUGUCUGCUGUGGCUUUAGUAACAGGGAUCACCAACUCCAGGCUGACUGUCUGCUGUGGCUUUAGUAACAGGGAUCAUCAACUCCAGGCUGACUGUCUGCUGUGGCUUUAGUAACAGGGAUCAUCAACUCCAGGCUGACUGUCUGCUGUGGCUUUAGUAACAGGGAUCAUCAACUCCAGGCUGGCUGUGGCUUUAGUAACAGGGAUCAUCAACUCCAGGCUGACUGUCUGCUGUGGCUUUAGUAACAGGGAUCAUCAACUCCAGGCUGACUGUCUGCUGUGGCUUUAGUAACAGGGAUCAUCAACUCCAGGCUGACUGUCUGCUGUGGCUUUAGUAACAGGGAUCAUCAACUCCAGGCUGACUGUCUGCUGUGGCUUUAGUAACAGGGAUCAUCAACUCCAGGCUGACUGUCUGCUGUGGCUUUAGUAACAGGGAUCAUCAACUCCAGGCUGACUGUCUGCUGUGGCUUUAGUAACAGGGAUCAUCAACUCCAGGCUGACUCUCUGCUGUGGCUUUAGUAACAGGGAUCAUCAACUCCAGGCUGACUGUCUGCUGUGGCUUUAGUAACAGGGAUCAUCAACUCCAGGCUGACUGUCUGCUGUGGCUUUGCAGUGUUGUUUACCCUGAUGCUUUAGACACGUGCAGAAACACACACACACACACACGAGCAUAGAAACACAUAGUAACGGACACACUCAAACACAUGCAGUUGCAGAAACAACCUGUAAACACACACUUGCAGAAAAACACAAUUAUACUGUCAUAGUGCUUGCGCUUGUGGAAACUUAGCAACUGUCAACAUACAUUCUCAGGGAUUUCUCAACAAAAAAAGCAAAGGAAAAUAAAAAAGAGAGAAUGAGAGCAUUUUAUUGUACUGUAUAUAUAAUAGUAUAUGUCUGAAUAUUGAAAACAAAUGUAUACGUUAACUAAUUUAUUAAAUCAUAUUCUAUGUAAUGCAAAAUACUUGAAGCUGCAGUACCAUGGUUUUUAUAACCAAAACAUAUCAGAAGGACUUUUAAAACGUGUCGCGUUGCGUCAUCAGGGGCCAGGACAAAGGUCAAAGGUUAGGGGUCAUCUCAGUAGGACUGUUAGCUGGUCGACCCCAGAGAGACAGACUGACAUCCACUGGACUGCUUGACAGGAACCGGCUGUUUGCAAAAAAAGGACAUGGAUGUUGUAUUUAGUAUGGACCAGCAAAAUAUAUUAAUCCUCCAGUUGAACACAGUUGUAUUGGGCACCGUGGUAUAAGAGGAGAGAAAGAGAGAGAAACUGCCCAGGAGCCCGAUCAGUAAUGCCUUAGCAUUACAAAUGGAGAACUCCGGCCCAGUGCCUACGAAGCCGUGAAAAAAUCCCUGACUCUUUACUAAUAAUUAGCAUAGUAAUACGCUGUGGUGAAAUUUGGUUUGUUCACGCAUCAUGUCUCCUUCCACAGUGUUCAAGUCACAAAAAAUAAUCUACAUUAUAUGCAGAACAACCAAUUAAAACAUGUACUUGCCUCUACAAUGAACCCACAACACGCCUCUACAACGAACCCACAACACGCCUCUUCUGUCGACUCCUUGACUUUGUGCAGGACAGAAAGUUGCUAUGUUUGGUCUUGACUGUUCAAUUUUGUUUUGUUACGCUUUUUUACAUGUUUCUCCUUUUUUAACUUUUUAGUUAUCUCUCUAGAAUUAUUCAAUGAGAACAGCCUUCUUUCUUGCCUUGUCUUAACGCUUUAAAACAACCAAACGGGAGUUCUGACUACCAAACUUUGUUCAUUGAAAUGAAAAAGCCAACCAACUUUGGUUACAACUUUUAGUGUCUUUCAUUUUUAGCUGAAUGGUUCUGUGUUCUGUGCUUUAAAAAGCCCUUCUCUGUUUGUUUUUGGGAUCAGAAACAUUGUCUAGUGUCUCUUGUCCCCUCCUCCCCUAGAGGUUUGUCCAUAGGUCCUUUGUCCAAAGACAUAUCAUUCACGUUCCAUUGUAUUUAUUAUGAUAGGUAAACGAUUGUACUUCUUCAACCGUGUCAACACUGCUCAUGUGUUAGAAUUCAGAUUUGAUACACCAAUAUCAAUUUAUUUAUGUAACUAAAUCACUGUUUUUUAAACUUGUUAAUGAUUGAACUUUUUUGUUUUAAUUAAAAUUUGUUUUUUGAGAGGA